GCUCGCAGUGCACAGCUGUCUUCAUGUCAGACAACACAGGAGGAGGGAAACUGCCGGUUUUACACUCGCAGCCACAGGAACUUUCUACAUGACGACAACGAAUAUCCAGGAGAAUUACUAACGCCAGAUAAACUCGCUUUUACCGCGGGAUUACUGUCAACAGACCGGGAUACAAUAGCCUGGCAGUCGGGGUUAUGGAUUUUAACCUUCUUGGCGACAGCGAGGCCCGAAGCCCGGCUCUGUCCCUCUCGGACUCGGGGACUCCUCAGCAUGACCCAGGCUGCAAGGGACAGGACAAUAGCGACAAUGAGAAGUCGCAUCAGAACCAGACGGACGAGUCCAACGCGGAGGACGGCAGCCUGAAGAAGAAGCAGCGGCGGCAGCGUACGCACUUCACCAGCCAGCAGCUGCAGGAGCUGGAGGCCACCUUCCAGCGCAACCGCUACCCCGACAUGAGCACCCGCGAGGAGAUCGCUGUCUGGACCAACCUUACAGAGGCCAGGGUCCGGGUGUGGUUUAAGAACCGGCGGGCCAAGUGGCGCAAGCGCGAGCGCAACCAGCAGGCAGAGCUAUGCAAGAACGGCUUCGGGGCGCAGUUCAACGGCCUGAUGCAGCCGUACGAGGAUGUGUACUCGGGCUACUCCUACAACAACUGGGCCGCCAAGGGCCUGGCCAGCAGCCCUCUCUCCGCCAAGAGCUUCCCCUUCUUCAACUCCAUGAACGUGUCGCCGCUGUCGACGCAGCCCAUGUUCUCCUCGCCGCCCUCCUCCCUGCAAUCCAUGAACAUGGCCUCCGGCAUGGUGUCCUCAGGGGGCGUGGUGACCGGCGUGCCCACCUCGGGCCUCAACAACCUGGGCAACCUCAACAACCUCAACGGGGUGGGGGUGGGCGGCCUGAACUCGGCGGCGGUGGCGGUGUCGGCGGCGACGACGUGUCCGUACGCGGCGGCGGCGGCUGCCUCGGCGGCGGGGCCCUACAUGUACAGAGACACCUGCAACUCCAGCCUGGCCAGCCUGCGGCUCAAGGCCAAGCAGCACGCCAACUUCGCCGCCUACCCCACCGUGCAGAACCCCGUGUCCAACCUCAGCCCCUGCCAGUACGCGGUGGACCGGCCCGUAUGAAGCAGCCCAACUCUAAGUCCCUGCCCCCUCUACACACCCGCCCCCCACCUCCCAAACACACACACACACACACACACACACACACAUACACACAACCCCUGGCAGUACGCGGAGGACCGGCCCGUAUGAAGUCCCCUCACUCUAAAGCCCUCCCACCCUAUCUAUACACUCCCAAAACACAACCCCCCACCCCGAAACAUCCUGACACACUCAUACAGACACUAUUUUUCAUACAGUACACACAUGCCUAUUAUACACACACAGACCAAACUUAUAAAACAUACACACACACAUAUGCCCAAGAGUACGGCCUAGACCCAUCUGUUCAACACACACACACACACACACACACACACACACACACACACACACACACACACACACACACACACACACACACACACACACACACACAGAAACCUCAUUUCAGAAACCAAUCAAGUCCAUCAGAGCUGGCGAGAAAGCACAGGAGAACACUGGGACUGAUCCUCAGCAUCUUUUUCUCAUUGGAUGGUGCUACGUGGACGACGUGUUGGGAAUAGACGGCGAAAAGCCAGAGGGAAAAACAAAGAACCCAAAAGCGGACGGAACGUGCUGAAAAAAUGCAGUGAGACAUUAUGGUCCAAAACAGUCCAGCAGUCUGAUGGUUCUCUACAGUCGGUUUUCGGGAAUCUGAGUGUGGUUCCUGACAUGGUCUACACUACACCUAUUCUUGUGCAGUGCCUCAUAAACUCAGGCAGUGAAAACAAAUGAGAGAGCCUGAGAGCUGAGACCGAACCACGGCAAAGGCAAAAAUAAACCUUCAACAGUCAAAACUGAAAACCGGUACCAAGACAGAUGACUGAAGCAUUAAGCCACAUCCAAUGGUACACCAAACCCCUUCCAAACUUCGCCAGCAAGAGGCCCAAGGGGAUGUACAUAAUGAACUAUCUGUUUUUUGUAUGUGAACAACAAACAACAAUAACAACAACAAUGACAAACAAACAAACAAAGACAAUGAGCAAAAAAAGUGAGACCUUUCACAAUCGAAUAGUACUUUGAAGAUGAGACGAGCAUGUUCAUCAAGAGCUGAACCUAGACGGGAGCGCUUGGCUCAGCUCGGAUCUCCUCUAGGAAUUUUAAUCUUUGUUAUGAAUUCCAUUCACCCUAGGCCAAAGGUGAAAGGUCAGGGGUCGCUGUCAGAAGGAAGAUGAAACUUAGCAGCGAAUAGAGUCGGAGGCAAGAUAAAUAACCAGCGACAAGGUUCGAGAGAGACUCCAUCCGAGAGUCUACCACAUGUGGUACAGAAAGUCAGAGACGUUAGGGCAUUUUCUUUUGGGGAAAGGAGGAACUGAAGUUUUUUUUUCUAAAAAAAAGCCAUUGAAUAUAUAGAUUUGUGUGGUGUUUUCAAAAAAGGGAGUCUAUAAUUGUAAAAUAAUGUAUGUAAGAGUGCAGUUGUUAUAAAAAAAACAAGCUUUUUCUGGU
This is a messenger RNA of Engraulis encrasicolus (European anchovy), 2585 nucleotides long. It is a transcript of the gene pitx3, whose product is annotated as paired-like homeodomain 3. The record is from RefSeq and is a predicted model, not a curated record. NCBI's taxonomy places the organism in Eukaryota, Metazoa, Chordata, Actinopteri, Clupeiformes, Engraulidae. Gene Ontology annotation, cellular component: nucleus. Gene Ontology annotation, molecular function: DNA-binding transcription factor activity, RNA polymerase II-specific; RNA polymerase II cis-regulatory region sequence-specific DNA binding. Bases 195 to 1121 code for a protein of 308 amino acids. Gene Ontology annotation, biological process: regulation of transcription by RNA polymerase II; anatomical structure morphogenesis. The transcript has 4 exons.